This is a messenger RNA of Clunio marinus, 528 nucleotides long. The record is from the annotation of a GenBank genome assembly. NCBI's taxonomy places the organism in Eukaryota, Metazoa, Arthropoda, Insecta, Diptera, Chironomidae.
AUGAUUAUGGACGUGAUGAAUGAAACUUUUAUUGAAAGUGCUGCUGUGGGAUUUAAGAAACUUGGAAAUUAUCAUAUCACAGACGUCAACGAAAAUUCAAAUGAGAAAAUUUACUUUGUAUCAAUUGCGUUUCGUGGUAAUUGGAUGAGUGCACAAAGUUUUUGUCGUAGUUAUGGAAUGGAUUUGGUUGCUCUUGAAAGCGAACAUGAAGCAAAAUAUUUCAUGAAAUCUUGUGAGAAAGAAAUUCAAAGUUUUGAGGCUUUUUCUCAUAUUGGUGGAGUUUUCGAGUCAAAGGAUAACAAAUGGCAUUGGAUAACAUCGAGUGAAAAAAUAAAUUUUGAAUUAAAAUUCUCUUCCGAUAACAAAAAUGAAGGAGAUAAAAAAGAUGAGAAUUGCUUACAGCUUGUAAAGGAUAAUAAUGGAUUUUCUUAUGGAAGAACAAGUUGCUUCGGUGACAAACUGCAACCGUUUGUUUGUCAAAGAAUGAUAAUUAAAAUGAAUAGAUGGAAAGAAUUAUUUGGGAAAUGA